Molecule: messenger RNA, 837 nt
Organism: Trypanosoma grayi
Lineage: Eukaryota; Euglenozoa; Kinetoplastea; Trypanosomatida; Trypanosomatidae
Product: P28 protein
Exons: 1
Coding region: 1-837 (278 amino acids)
Cellular component (GO): cytoplasm
Molecular function (GO): aldehyde-lyase activity
Source: RefSeq, a predicted model, not a curated record
AUGGCCUCUGGUGGUGCCGAACUCAAAGCCGAACUCCGUGCGGGCAAGCCCAAGUUUGGUGUGUUUCUCAACGCCGCCAAUCACCUGCUCGCCGGGCAGUUCAGUCACUCCGGCUACGACUGGCUGCUGAUCGACGCACAGCACUCCCCCGCUGACUCGAUGACGCUCAGUCAGAUGAUUUCGGCGAUCCGCACCGGCCCUGCGAAGGCGAUGGUGCGCGUGACGAGCACCAAGGACCGUGCCGGCAUCCAGAACGCGCUCGACUCCGGCGCCCACGGCGUGCUGAUCCCGUACGUGAACACCGCGGAGGAGCUGCGUGAGGCGGUGUCGUGCUGCUUCUACCCCACCGCCGGGACGCGAUCUGUGUACCAGCCGCAGCAGUGCAUGAACGAGCACGGUCUCCUUGGCUACGCUGGCGAGGCGAAUAAGAAUGUGGUGGUGGCGUUUCAGGUGGAGACUGCCGACUGCAUCAAGAACAUUGAGGAGAUCAUGGCGGUGAAGGGUGUCGACAUUGCGUUCCUGGGGCAGAACGACCUGUGCAUGUCGAUGGGUCUCUACGAGAAGUACGUGUUCCCGCAGAUGUACACGUCGCCGGAGCUGGGCGGUGCGACGGACAAGCUUGUCGCGGCGGCGCGCAGGCACAAUGUUAUCCUUGGUCUGUUCUUGUUCGGCACGGACCGCGUUGGGGAGUUCCUGGAGAAGGGCUUCACCUUUAUCAGCAUCGGCAGCGAGCUGCACCACGCCAUGACGCAGGCGCAGACGCAUGUGAAGGCCCUCGAGGGGAUCGCCAAGGAGAAGGGCAAGCCGUGGAAGCACCAGCCGAGCGCCCUCGUCUGA